AUGCGUUGGUGUUUAGUACACAGUCCAAGUUGCAAGCAGUGGAGUAGCAACGCAAUCCAAGCAUUGUUUUCUACUUUUCUCAUACUCUUCUCUCUUUCCCUACUUUCCACCUCAAACUUUCAAUUCCCACUUGUUCAAUCGCAGAUCCACACCAAGGAGCAUAGUUCUCAUAAGCUGUUUCCAAAGCUACGUGCCAAUCCAGGGCUUACUUUUAAUACUUUCUUCAUCCUUUCAUUCUGCACCUACUGGAAAGCCGUUGUAUUUGAAUUGUUAUGCUUUUGUAGCCUAUUUUCACAAGAAUAUAUCUUCAUAUGGUUGCAUGUUGAUGGGGGGCCAUUGCUAUUCUACUUUCUAUCACUCUGCUUGCUGGUGGAAAGACUCCAAUGUCUCACUAGUGAUGGUGAAGCUCUUGUAAACUUCCGAACAAACAUUAUUAGUUCAGAUGGUAUGCUUCAUCAAUGGAGGCCAGAAGAUCCUGAUCCAUGUGAGUGGAAAGGGGUUACAUGUGAUUUAAAGACCAAAAGAGUUGUAUAUCUGAAUCUUUCCAAUCACAAGUUGAGUGGACCCAUAUCACCAGAUAUUGGAAGGCUAGAUAAUUUAAAAUUUUUAGAUCUUCAUUACAACAACUUUUAUGGGGCAAUUCCUCCAGAGUUGGGAAAUUGUACAGAGCUUCAAGGCUUAUUUUUGCAGAAUAAUUACUUAAGUGGGUUUAUUCCUACUGAAAUAGGAAAUCUUUCGAAUCUUCAAACAUUGGAUGUUUCUAGCAACUCAUUGAGUGGAAGUAUUCCCACAUCACUUGGGAAUUUGAGGAGCCUUUUAAAUUUCAAUGUCUCCAACAAUUUUCUAGCAGGGCCAAUCCCAUCUGAUGGUGUUCUUGACCAAUUUGGAACUGCCUCUUUUCUUGGAAACCGUGGCUUGUGUGGGAAGCAUAUUAAUCAGUUAUGCAAAGAUGAUGAUGGAGGUUCAACAGGCUCACAGCCUACAGGAAGCCAGAAUGUAAAGAAAAACUCUGGGAGGCUACUUAUCAGUGCUUCUGCUACUGUGGGUGCAUUGCUUCUUGUUGCACUUAUGUGUUUCUGGGGUUGUUUUCUUUACAAAAAACUCGGUAAAAAUGAUGCCAAAGGUCUUGCAGUAGAUGUUGGUGGAGGUGCAUCGAUUGUGAUGUUUCAUGGAGACUUGCCAUACUCUUCAAAAGAUAUUAUAAAAAAGCUGGAAACUUUAAAUGAAGAACAUGUAAUUGGUGCUGGAGGAUUUGGAACAGUCUACAAACUAUCAAUGGAUGAUGGAAACGUAUUUGCAUUGAAAAGAAUACUAAAAUUAAACGAAGGAUUUGAUCGAUUCUUUGAAAGAGAGCUUGAAAUUCUUGGAAGCAUUAAACACAGAUAUCUAGUAAAUCUAAGAGGAUAUUGCAACUCUCCAACUUCUAAAUUGUUAAUAUAUGAUUACUUAUCUGGUGGUAGUCUAGAUGAAGCUCUACAUGAAAAAUCUGAGCUUCUAGAUUGGGAUGCUCGACUUAAUGUGAUUAUGGGAGCUGCAAAAGGAUUAGCUUAUUUGCAUCAUGAUUGUUCACCUCGAAUCAUUCACAGAGAUAUAAAAUCAAGUAACAUUUUACUUGAUGGAAAUUUUGAGGCUAGGGUUUCUGAUUUUGGACUUGCAAAACUCUUGGAAGAUGAAGAAUCUCAUAUCACAACAAUUGUAGCUGGAACUUUUGGCUAUCUUGCUCCAGAGUAUAUGCAGAGUGGUAGAGCAACAGAGAAGACAGAUGUUUAUAGUUUUGGGGUGCUUAUGCUUGAAGUCAUAAGUGGGAAGAGGCCAACCGAUGCGUCAUUUAUUGAGAAAGGCCUUAAUAUUGUCGGAUGGUUGAAUUAUUUAAUAACAGAAGAUCGACAACGAGAAAUCAUCGAUACAAACUGUGAAGGAGUGGAAUCAGAAACCCUAGAUGCUCUUCUUUCAGUGGGGAUUCAAUGUGUAUCUUCAACACCAGAAGAGAGGCCCACAAUGCAUAGGGUAGUACAAACACUUGAAUCUGAAGUCAUGACUCCAUGUCCUAGUGACUUCUAUGAUUCUGCUUCUGAUUAAAACGGGUCGGGUUUUUAUUUGGUUGGGUUUAUAUUUAUUAAGAUUCUUUGAGCAGAAGGUAGAUUGGUGGUAAGUAAGAAAAGCUUCAUCUACAACUACAAGUGUGUAUUGUUUUUUUGGAGUAGUAGUCAUGGUUGAGUUUCUGGCCCUUGUGAUUAUAUUUUUGGCUUUUUGUUAUAUUGAAAAAAUGCAUCGUUUAUUGUCGUUGCACCUUUCCCAUGUAUAUUGAUGCUAGUUUUAAUCGAUUUUAUGA
Messenger RNA from Lactuca virosa, 2332 nucleotides. NCBI's taxonomy places the organism in Eukaryota, Viridiplantae, Streptophyta, Magnoliopsida, Asterales, Asteraceae. The record is from the annotation of a GenBank genome assembly.